AUGUUUCACAGACAAUUGUUAAAAGUGCCUGCUGUAUGUGGUUUCAGAUCAUUUUCUUCUGCCUUGUACAUAACUGGUGAUAAGGCUGACAAACAUUUUGCAGUGCUCACUCCAUAUGUGGAUUUUGGUAAGAUUUUAGAAAACAGGGAAAAGUUUGUAAAUAAUUUGAAAUCCAGGUCUGUGAAUAUUGAUUUGGAUAAAGUUGUUGAAAAAUGGGAGUUCUUUCAAGAUAUUGAUAACAAAAGAAAGCAGUUGGAAGCCACCAGGUCUAAAAUUGGUAAUCAUAUUUCAAAACUUUUAAAAACUGAUGGAAAUAAAGAAGAACUGGAAAAAUGGAAGCUGCAAUCAAAACUGGUAAAAGAUGAUCUUAAAAACCUAAAGGACAUGUACUACAAUGUUGAAGAAAAUGUCUUCUUACAAAUUUUAUCUCUGCCUAAUGAAUUGCAUGAAAACACACCCAUUAACAAUGAAGUGCUAAUCCAUGAAAAAAACAAAAAACCUGACAAUAAAACAGACUCCCAUAUAAAUCUUUCAAAAUCCAUUAAUUACAUCAACCCAUAUAAUUGUUACUUAACAGCAGAUUGUGCACUAUUUGAAAUAUCAGCACUUAAUUAUCUUCGAAAACAUUUACAAAAAUCCAAAUUUACACAGUUCUCAAGCCCCGAUUUUUCUAGAAGUGUGGUAGUUGAAGGUGCAGGCAAAAACUUUGAAAAUGCCCAGUCUGUGUUAACAAUAGAAGAACCACAUGAAAAAUUCAAUAGUUUGAGUAGGUUACACCUAACUGGUGGAGCAGCACUUGAAUCUUUUUUGGCAUAUUUCACAAAACAUCUAGUGGAUUUGAACAAGUUCCCAUUACAAUACUUCUCAGUUGGUAGAAAAUAUCAACCAUUUGAUGACAAAUGGAAUGGGGGAUUGUUUAAUUUAGCUCAAGACUCUGCUUUGUCAAUGUUUAUGGGUUAUAUGGAUGGGGAGGGAGAUUUGCUAAAAAACAUACAAAAUGUUAUAAUAGAUUUUUAUGAUUCACUAAACUAUCAUUAUAAGUUGGUAAUUAUACCAGCUAAAGAUUUACAUUUCACUGAGUCCCUAAGACUGUCCAUACAAAUGUAUUCUAAUAAUUUACAAAGGUAUAUUGAAGUAGGCAACAUUUCUUUGAAUGGCGACUAUUUCAGUAAGCGUUUACUUUUUACAACAACUAUAAAUAAGGAAAGGGCAUUCCCUAAUGUGAUUUCUGGUACAUUACUUAAUGUACAAAAAUUUUUAGGAUGUGCCAUCGAAAAUAAUCAUGUAGAUAAUAAACCAUUGUUAUGUGAUUUAUUAAGAAAAUAUAUGUUUGUAUAAUGUAUCAAAA
This is a messenger RNA of Aethina tumida (small hive beetle), 1348 nucleotides long. It is a transcript of the gene Slimp, whose product is annotated as serine--tRNA synthetase-like protein Slimp. The coding region runs from base 1 to 1338 and encodes 445 amino acids. Lineage: Eukaryota; Metazoa; Arthropoda; Insecta; Coleoptera; Nitidulidae. Gene Ontology annotation, molecular function: tRNA binding; ATP binding; serine-tRNA ligase activity. Gene Ontology annotation, cellular component: mitochondrion. The record is from RefSeq and is a predicted model, not a curated record. Gene Ontology annotation, biological process: seryl-tRNA aminoacylation. The transcript has a single exon.